This is a messenger RNA of Harpia harpyja (harpy eagle), 2139 nucleotides long. It is a transcript of the gene RNF126, whose product is annotated as ring finger protein 126. Gene Ontology annotation, biological process: protein ubiquitination. The record is from RefSeq and is a predicted model, not a curated record. NCBI's taxonomy places the organism in Eukaryota, Metazoa, Chordata, Aves, Accipitriformes, Accipitridae. The coding region runs from base 60 to 998 and encodes 312 amino acids. Gene Ontology annotation, molecular function: ubiquitin protein ligase activity. Gene Ontology annotation, cellular component: cytoplasm. The transcript has 9 exons.
UGGGCGGGGCGGGGUGAGGCGGGGUAGGGAAGGGGCGGGGGGGAAAGGAUGGUGGGAAGAUGGCGGAGGCUUCACCGCAGCCGGGACGGUUCUUCUGCCACUGCUGCUCGGCCGAGAUCGCCCCGCGCCUGCCCGACUAUAUUUGCCCACGGUGUGAAUCUGGUUUUAUUGAAGAACUUCCUGAAGAGCCAAGGAAUGCUGACAAUGAGACCGGCUCCUCUAUGUCAGCCAGCGAUCAGAGCAGGCAUCCUUUUGAGAAUGUGGAUCAGCACUUAUUCACCUUGCCACAGGGCUAUGGCCAAUUUGCCUUUGGGAUCUUUGAUGACAGCUUUGAGUUUCCGUUUGGGUCCAAUGUGCAGUCAGAAGACAACAGGGACUCUGAGAACCGGAGGGAGCGAGAGCAUCAGUCUCGGCAUCGAUACGGUGCAAGGCAGCCCCGAGCCCGUCUCGCCACACGCCGUGCCGCUGGCAGGCACGAGGGAGUUCCCACACUAGAAGGAAUUAUCCAGCAGCUGGUCAACGGAAUUAUUGCACCUACCACAAUACCAAACCUAGGACUAGGUCCUUGGGGAGUCUUGCAUUCAAAUCCAAUGGACUACGCAUGGGGUGCCAACGGCUUGGAUGCAAUUAUUACACAGUUACUAAAUCAGUUUGAAAACACUGGACCGCCGCCAGCAGACAAAGAAAAGAUCCAGGCCCUCCCCACUAUACAAAUCGCACAGGAACACGUAGAUUCUGGGUUAGAGUGUCCUGUGUGUAAAGAAGACUAUACAGUUGGUGAAAAUGUCCGACAGUUACCUUGCAAUCACCUAUUCCACAACAGCUGUAUAGUCCCUUGGCUGGAACAGCAUGACACGUGUCCUGUGUGCCGGAAAAGCUUAAGUGGACAAAACACUGCCACAAACCCCCCAGGACUCACGGGGAUGAACUUCUCAUCAUCCUCCUCCUCCUCUUCCUCCAGCUCACCAAGUAACGAAAAUUCAUCGAACAACUCAUGAAUCUUAAUCUAACCCUCUGUCCCUGGGGCCCUGUCCAUUGUCCUCCCUCCCUCCCCAGCCAAGGUAACAACAAAAGGGGCUUCCAGAGCAGAGCGAGGGGAGGGUAGCAAGGGGGAAGCAGUGCCCCCAGAAUUCCCUUUUGCGUUCUGAAGACACGGAGACUCUGGGUCCUUCAGAGAUGAGAAGCCUCAAGUUCUGUGAUGGGGGGGAAAGAGCUCUGUCUAUUAAUAAAAACAUCCCUUUGCCGCGUGGACUUUUAACCAUUGCAGUGAAAGGCUGCUGCGCUCCACAGAUGGGAAAUCCGAGGUGCUGAGCUAGCGGUUGCAAUUCUGAAUGGAAAGGUUGUUUGUAUGGUUUUGAAUUUGAGAUUCCUUUCUUUAUUUCUUUUGCUCCUCCUCCUCCCCUUGGAUACUAUCUCUUCUGCUUUGGAGAUUGAAGUCUUUAAAAUGAAAGCGUAAUGAUACUGCCUCCCUCCCAGGAUCUCCAGCUGGGGAGGGCCAAUAGUUGUCACUGAAAACAUGAACUCUUGAAAUAGACCCCAUUAUCCUUCCCUUCUCCAUCUCAAGUCCCAUUUAUUUUUCUUUGUAACCUCGCCCUUCUGAUACUCAACACUGAAAGGGGUUUUUAUAAUUUUAAAUUAUUACUGCUGUUAAAUAAAUGGACGUUUCAGCUCAACGAGAUGUUAUGCAUGAUUUGAGGAAAAACUACAGGGUAAGCUCUCCGGAGACUGCUGUGCUGAGCCAUCCCAUUUCACCCCAGGGCAGGCUGGGCUUGUCUGAGCCCUCCUGCGUGCUGAGCACAGGCGUGCUAUGAGCCUUGGGUACCAGACUCCGACAUGACCAGCACCUGUACAUGUGUUGCCAGCCUGCAGGUUGUUGAGCGGUUGGCUGCAGGAUUGCAACUGAAAGCAUCCUUGCCUGGUCUUUUGUAUUUUUUACACCUCCCUGUUGCAGUCCUGCCCUUCUCUCAGCCUGAGCGGACUUUUCCACUGUGUCGACAUUAGGACUGGGUGUGCAUCAGAGCAAGGACCAGCCAGAUAUCAUUGUGAUCAAAUAACAUACAGGAAAUACAGUUUGGAGAAAAAUGUAUUUCAAAGCUACUUAAAAUACAGCUGAUUAAAAAAAGAAGAGAGAGACAAAUA